This is a messenger RNA of Branchiostoma belcheri (Belcher's lancelet), 5284 nucleotides long. RefSeq names its product fibroblast growth factor receptor 1-A-like. Gene Ontology annotation, cellular component: signaling receptor complex. NCBI's taxonomy places the organism in Eukaryota, Metazoa, Chordata, Leptocardii, Amphioxiformes, Branchiostomatidae. The record is from RefSeq and is a predicted model, not a curated record. The coding region runs from base 1523 to 4264 and encodes 913 amino acids. Gene Ontology annotation, molecular function: transmembrane receptor protein tyrosine kinase activity; ATP binding. Gene Ontology annotation, biological process: protein phosphorylation; positive regulation of kinase activity; cell surface receptor protein tyrosine kinase signaling pathway. The transcript is spliced from 15 exons.
CCUGUGUGGCACUUUUCAAGCAAGGAAACGACGUGUUUGAGUUGACAGGAGCGCCAACACUACAGGUCCUGGUCUUGGACUUCUGAAACGCUACAAACAAUCAGCUCUAAUAGAUUUUGAGUUGAGAUAGAGUUGUGUGCAACGUGGGCACACCCUACUUUCGUCAGGAAAUGUGGUGAACUCUUUAAACUCUCGUGCGCAGUGCCAGUGGUGCGUGUGGCACUUUUCAAACAAGGAAACGCGGGUUUACACGAGCGAGCAUACCAGGCUAGGGAUCGGAGCUGAGACGAGUAACAACCCGGGACUCGAACCACCAACCUUCUGAUCCAGAAUAUCCAUAUUGUGAACCGUUACCGUACGAAGAAACACCACGGAUCAACAUGACAUUUUAGUUUACACGAGCGAGCACUUUGGGGAUCGGAGCUCAGACGAGUAGCAACUUGGGACUCAAGCCACCAACCCUUUGAUCCAGAAGAGCCUUAUUGUGAACCGUUACCGUACGAAGACACAACCAACACGGAAACUAUGCCAUUUUAGUUUACACGAGCGAGCACUUUGGGGUUCGAAGCUGAAGACGAGUAUUAUAUAAACAACCCGGGACUCGAACCAUCAAACUUCUGAUCCAGAAAAACUACUACGAACCGUUACCGUACGAAGACACGGCACGGAUCAACAUGCCAGCGGCCUGUCGGCUGCUACAGACGACUCUAAUCGUCGCGUUCCUGUCUCCAACACUGGUCAGGACCGGACUCGGACAAACAGGAAUCCAAGAUGGCGGCACCGUUUACGCCACAGCGGGUUCGAACGCCGACCUGCAGUGGAGCUACACCCUGCCAGCUGGUAUCACACCGCUGUUCCAAACAUGGCGGAAGCUACCGGACACAGGGAUCGCCAGCAAGACAAGCGUGGCGUACAUUUCUCCAGCUUACCAGGGUCGGGUGGAACUGUUUGGAAUGUCAGGCCUGCGGCUGAAAGACGUCACCACAGCGGAGUCGGGAACCUACCAACUGUACGUGGUGUCUUCUGACGGGGCAUCACAGACUUUACAACUUACUCUCGAAGUCGUAGCUCUUCCGGAAACAACCACCGACCAACCAACAAACACACCGAUAACAAGUACAGCCCAGACAGCUACAGCGUCUACAACGACAUCCGCUCAGGGGAUCCAAACAACCACAACAACUACCCCUUUACCAACAACUACAACGACAACCACUACACCGACAAUUAAACCGACAACUACUACUCAGACUACAACCAGGCCAACGCGUCCCACUACAGAUACCCCAAGUCAGGCUUCCACACACGGCACUACAACCCUUGCUGGGGGAGGAGUAGUAACUACAACUCUGCCCACAGGGACAACUACAACGGCAACACAAGUAGUUACAGCCACUCAGCCGACGCAAAAUACCUUCCCCUCGCAUGCUCCCACAACGACAACCCAGGCAACGACAACACAAACAAAUAAACCGACAACACAAACAACUACUCAGUCACAACCAGGCCAACACUUCCCACCAUGCCAACACAAACAACGACAACCCAAACAACCACUACACAUGCUACUACACACGGUACACAUGCUACUACACAUGCUACUACACAUGCUACUACACAUGCUACACAUGCUACUACACAUGCUACUACACAUGCUACUACACAUGCUACUACACAUGGUACAACGACAACACAAACAACCAGACCGACAACUACUACUCAGACCACAACCAUGCCAACUCGUCCUAGUACACAUAGCCCGACUCAGACUACCACACAAAGUUUCCCAACAAUCACUACACAUGGUACUACACAAGGUACAACGACAACACAAACAACACAAGGUACUACAACGAUGACUACAACGCAACCCAGUACGGCAGCCAUAAUUACAAUCACGCCUACAAUGCCUGUUGUCACCACCACUACACCUCAAACGACUGCUGUUACAACCACGGCCCCAACCACUACGCAACCAGUAGAGAACGGUGUUCAUGUUCUCGAUGACGGCACCACAGAGGUUGUGAUAGGGGAUUCAGCGCGACUGGACUGGGCCUUCAGUCUCCGGCCCGGCAGCGGCAUCUUCUACGCAGUGUGGAGGGACCCGGACAAGAACGAUAUCAUGCACAUGGUGGAGGAUACUGUAGUCAUCAACGAGGACAACCACAAGUACAACAACCGGACGAGUCCUAUCGGUGCAUCGAGUCUGCUGCUGAACGGGACCAGGCCUUCUGACGCGGGAAUCUUCACCUUCAUGGCCAUGUUCGCUCCUGAUAUCUCACGGCAUGAAGCGGGGAGACAGCUCAUCGUACAAUAUGCUCCAACUCCGCCACACAUAGAGGUGACGCCAAGUCCCACCACCAUAGUAGAAGGCGACACUGUCGAUCUCCAGGCAACAUCGGAUAGCGUUCCACCCUCUACUUACACGUGGGGCAGGCUAGACGGUUCUCUCCCAGAUACAGCCGUAGUAAACACCACACAAGGAACCUUGACGAUCACAGAAGUCAGCGUGGAAGACUCAGGAAUAUACACUGUGGUCGCAAAAAACUACUUAGGCAACUCUUCGCGCGCCUGGCCAGCUGACGACAGUGGGAAUUGCGCUGAUUGCGUUGGGUACCACGCUGGUUGUGGCGGUCCUGGUAGCAGCAGUACUCAGGUACUGGUGGGUCAGGAAAAGGCGAGGGCGCGCCGAGGGACGGACGGGACGGUGGUACUUCCACCCGUUCAUCUUAGACCGCGUCUAUCCGGCAGAGAUCCCGCCUCCCCCCGUCCCCGCCAGGCCGCAGUUCCUGAAGUACGAGCUGGACCGGAAGGACCUGGAGAUGAGGGAGGAGAUCGGCAGGGGAGCCUUCGGGGUCGUCCACCUAGCGACUCUGAAGAGAACUCCAGAUGGGGUGAUAACCAACAGGACAGUGGUAGUCAAGACUGUUCACGACGGCGCCAGCGUGGAGAAAAGGCGACGUUCGUGCGUGAGAUCGAGACGACGAUAAACCUGGGAGAACACCGGAACUUGCUCGGUCUGGUGGGCUGCUGUACUCUCGCCAACCCGCCGUACCUGGUCACGCAGUUCCUGCAGCACGGCGACCUCAAGAAGUUCCUGCUCAAGUGUCGGCAGUAUGUGUGUGUGAGUGUGUGUGUAUAUGUGUAUGUGUGUGUGACUGUGCCAUUAACUGUUAUAGGCACGGUUCUGGGUACAACAAUCCAUUUGUAUUUGUCCCAGGUUGUUAUAUCUGAGGCCGGUUACGUGCACGGUGACCUGGCGGCCCGGAACGUGCUGGUAGGAGAGGACCUGGUGGUGAAGAUCGCAGACUUCGGGCUGGCCACAGACGUCUACGAGCGAGGCUACCAGCGGCAGGACGCGGAGCAGAAGAUCCCGGUGAGGUGGAUGGCGCCGGAGAGGCUGCUGCGGGAGGGAAGGUACACCAGCAAGAGCGACGUCUGGUCGUUCGGCGUGGUGCUGUACGAGAUCGCGACGCUAGGGGACGUUCCUUACCCGACUCUUGGCGCCAACCUGCUGGAGGAGCUGCGCGGGGGACGACGGGAGCAGCGGCCGCAGGGCUGCCCAUGGGAACUGUACAACAUGAUGCUAAGUUGUUGGCAGUGGGACGAGUUCAGCCGCCCGGGGUUCCCUCAGCUGUACCUGGAGCUGGACCGUCUGGUGGAGGCAAACGCCGACGUCAGCUACCUUAAACUCUCCUCAGCCGCUUCCUCAGACGAUGAGAAGAGUUCCGGCAUCUUCACAGGCAGCCCCGCGUCUUCCGAGCACAGCCUAGACGGGUCCAGCACCUCGGAAACGUCUCAAGAAACGUCUCAAAAAUCACCAAAAACGUCCCAAGCAUCACACGAUCUUGAAGAAAGUAGCACUGAGAGUCUUCGACCUGUUGAAGAUGUCAGGCGGUUCACUGAAGCGAAUGCUGCCGCCGUUGGUAAAGCAGAAGGUUCUGGACCAGAUCGGCACCAGGUUCUGACCAGCGACCGCGUUUCCUACAAGUUUCCAAACCGGAAGAACAAAUCUCGAGAAAACAGUCGGGACAGCUCUAGAUCUGACUCCUCGGCUGCUGAGAUCCGGUUUGCUGAUCCUCGGCGAUCGGGGAGAUCCCGGGAAGAUCGUGCCAAGAUCGGGGUGGAUUCCUACGUUUACUACAAGGUUCCGCCCAAACACAGCCACAGAAAACAGCGGCAGGGAAGCGGGAAGGUCGUGGACGAAGAGCAGAUAGAAGUGGUGGAUUUAGACUCUAUUGAGUCGGAAGCACUAUACUUUUAAAUCCGGGAUGCCUUAACUGCUGCUGUUGUCGCUCCCCCAGCAUGAACUGUCCUAAAGCUAGAGUCACACAAGUGACAGGCUUCGGCCACACAUAUGUAGUCAUUAGCUUGAUUAAAUCGCUUUACGGUUGCCUGCCCACCAACAUCCAGCCGGCCCCCGAAAUGCGGGGAGGGGAAAUUAAAGCCGCGGACGGCAGAGUUUGCGUUACACAGACUAUGUACAUGUAUUCCUUGAUCGCUGGACAGGCGGCAGAAUUUGCCCCGUAGAUUCGAGCGUAUUUUUCGCCGGAAAACCUAUCACAUCGACUUCAGAGCUCAGUGACCGGCAAACAUCGAACGAACCGAGCGGGUUACGUGCUCACGGCGUAUAACUGUCGAAAGUGUGAACUGCAUUAUGUUUACAUUGUAUAUUUGAGCUCUGUAUAUGGGCAGGACGGACGUUAAGCCGAGAUCCACUGUUCAUUGUGUUUGUCGAAAAUAGCUAGAUGGUACAUGUACAGUGAAACUUUAUAUACUGUACACAGCGUCUGUGUUAUCUGUCACGACCAGUGGAGGAAAUAGCUCAACUGUUUCUUGAGUUAACUUCACGAUCACUUCCACAUAGUUACUACAGGACCACAGGAAGAAUAGCUGGAGUGUUAAUGCAUUGCAGCGAAUUGUAGAUCUAGAUGAAUUUAAAGUCAUAUACAGAAAUAUACAGUCAUAUACAGCAUAUAUGCAAAGUCUUUUUCAAAUUUCUGACAAAUUGUUUAUUUCAUCAACUGCAAGUCAAAAGACCGCAGUUAAGAUGACAACAAAUAAUACAAAUGCAUCUACUAUUUUAUAAAAUUACUUUCAUAAUUUAUUCUUUAAAAGAUUUUGGGCAGUAAAUGGCUAUCAAAAUAGUAACAAAAUUAGUUUAUUGUGGAAAAAGCACCCCUUUGUAUCUAUUUAUAUUAUAUAAGUUUUGACGUUUCACUGUGUAUCAUUCCUGCAUAUAUCAUAAAUUAUCUUUAUUGAAUAAAACUGACUUUAAUCCUGA